Molecule: messenger RNA, 827 nt
Organism: Micromonas pusilla CCMP1545
Lineage: Eukaryota; Viridiplantae; Chlorophyta; Mamiellophyceae; Mamiellales; Mamiellaceae
Exons: 1
Coding region: 157-747 (196 amino acids)
Source: RefSeq, a predicted model, not a curated record
CGAUCGUCGAUCGCGACGGCGUCCGCGUCCGCCUCCUCCUCCCCCUCCUCCUCGGGCGACCGCGGCCGCCGCGCCGUCCUGAGCGACGCCGCGCUCGCGGCGAUCCUCGCGAACGUCUCCGUCGGGACGCGCGCCGCGCGCGCGGGCGACGAUAAGAUGGUCGGCGCGUAUCUCCCCGAGGACGCGACCGUCCCCGGGUUUUACGACUUCACGCCCGACGCGAAGCGCACGCCCGCGCUGCGCGCGGACGCGCUCGGGAUCUACCACAUCGCGCUCCCGCCGACGUGGAAAGAAGCCCCGGUGUCGAACGCGCGGAGCGGGAACUACUGCCAGCCGCGGUGCGACGAGGCGACGACGGAGGUGCAGUUCGUCGACCCGACCGCCGGCUCGGUCCAGAUAAUCAUCAUCCCGACGACCAAGCUCCUGAUCGCGAAGAACGAGCCGUCAAUCGAGGACGUCGGCGAGUUGAACGGGCUGAUCAACGCGAUCAGCCCGUCGAUCACCGGGUCCGUCGCGGUCGAGCCGGAGGAGAUCGUCUCCGCGGAGGAGGUGAAGCACGAGGGGAAGACGUAUUACGCGUACGAGUUGCUCACGCCGUUCGCGGAGUUCGGGCUGCACAACGUCGCGAAGGUGUCGACGUCGAAAAAUUACGUCGUCAUCGCUGCGCUGGCGGCGAGCGAGAAGCAGUGGGGGAAAUCCGAGGCGGACUGCAAGAAGAUUCUGGACUCGUUCCGGGUGAACGUCUGACGCGGUGCGUAAGUUAUCGUACCUGUACGUGUAGCCCGAAAAAAGAUAGAGUUGUACAACUACCACCGCAAGAAAAGAAG